GUACAAUAAAAUAUAGUUUGAAGUCUAAAUAAAUAGUUAUUGCUAACAUUAAUUUGUAACUAGAUACAUAUUACAGAAAAUAUUAAACUAAAACAAGAUGAAGAGUUUUAUAUACUGUGCUGGUUGAAGUAAAGUUAUGGAUCAAGAAAAACCUGGCACUAGUAUUAAUCAUGGUAAACGAACUCGACCUUUGUUACUGCAACCGAGUCCAAAGAUUGCGAGGGUUUCUGCAUACGCAAGUUCAACGUCUAGUUCUGUUCUCAAGAAUUCGAAAAAGUUAAGCCCGAACUCUCCCCGUAAACCAAAAGUGCUAUAUAAUAAAAGCGAUGUGCCUGCUCCUGGCACCCCAGUUCCGGAUAAGCAUGUCCGUAAAGCUGGCCCUUAUUUACUAGGACCUAAACUAGGACCCAGUCCUGUUAAGAGCAUAGUGCAGUGUUUGGCUCGUAAAGAAAAGACUGAUGAAUUCUACCAAAUAAAAAUAUUAACCCUUCGAAACGAGGGGCAAACUGAAACACAGGAUGACAGACAAGGCAAAAUGCUUCUGCACACGGAGUAUUCAUUGUUAUCAUUAUUAAAGGACCAGGAUGGUGUUAUACAUCAUCAUGGAUUGUUUAAGGACCAUGCUGUUGAAGAGGUUCCCAACCCAAAUGGGCCAGGCUUAAUAUACACUGGUCGUGUGAGACAAAGGCUAUUUUUAGUAUUAGAUUGUGUGAAUGCACACCAAUUUAGUGAAAAGGGUAGUGAACUCAUUAAUUUACAACAGUAUGUUACUAAAGUGAAGAAAGUUCCUGAAAAGGAAGCCAUAUUGAUCUUUUAUGAUAUAGUUAGGGUUGUUGCUAAUUUACAUAAGAGAAACAUAGUUCACAGAGACCUGAAGCUUGGGAAUAUUGUUUUAAACCAAAGAACUGGACGAGUCAUUAUUACAAAUUUCUGUUUAGGAACACAUUUGGGAAGUGACAGAGAUCUAUUGAAAGAUCAGAGAGGUUCCCCUGCAUAUAUAUCUCCCGAUGUAUUAAUGUGCAAGCCUUACCUCGGUAAACCUUCGGAUAUGUGGGCUCUGGGUGUAGUUCUAUAUACCAUGUUAUAUGGACAGUUUCCCUUCUGUGAUACAAGCCUGGCCCAACUCUUCAGCAGGAUUCAGGCAGCCAAUUAUAACAUUCCUCCUGACGGAAACUCAGUUCAAGUAACAGAUAGCACGGUAUUCUUAAUACAAAGGUUAUUGGUUAAAGAUCCUAAACAUAGAUUGUUAGCAGAUCAGGUUUUAGACCAAUUGUCUAGUAUAAUAGCUUCAUAUGUGGUCGUUCCGAACCCAUCAGAGGAUCUACAAGUGGUACCCGAUGUUGUUUUGGACGAGAAGCCAGCGAGUAAUGGUUCAACUGAGAUUGAAAGGAAACCUUUCCUUACAACCCCCGACAGUGAAAGAACGCCAAACUCAUCUGAGGAGCUUGGUGUGUUUUGCGUUCCACUUCCUGAUUUCCUCGCUCUGAACUUCCCAUCGCCUACUCGAGUCACCCAAAGCAGUAUUCUAGUGCAUCCAACGAACCCUGUCGACUCCAAUCCCAGCCAGAGACAAAUUACCGUACAAAGAAUUGGUAGGGAUGCAAGACCGUUACUGCCAUGUGAAAUAACAAGAUAUCAGCACAUGUUCACAUCAAACAGAACAGAGAGACGUACAGAACAGAAUUACGUACCGGAAAACCGUUCUGAUAAUUCCAGACUUAGGUCCUUAGCACAUAGGAUACCAAGACUUAAUGCUAUAGCAUCCACAUCGACAGCUGAUCUACGAGUUAUACCUUUAUCUGACAGAUCCAGAUUGGACAGAUUAGAUCAAGAUUAUAUUCUUAGAUUGCCUGUUGUCGAUAUAUCUAGAAUGCCAAACAGAAUUAUGAAUCCAGCACCGGUACAUUCAAUCAAUCCCGAGGCAGUUGUUAACAAUCCACGUCCACCUGUAGAUAAUACUGAUUUAGAAUACAAUUAAUAUGUAAUUAAAACGAUAAAAUUAAACUUCUCAAUCUAUUAAUUGAAGCAUAAAUUGCUUAAACCGAUUAUAUUUAUCACCAACAGCUUGUAUGGGAACAAAUGUAGAAGCUAUUAUACAUUUUCAUAUAUUGCUCAUUUAAUAAUAAUAUGUAAUGCCUUGUUUUAUAUAUUAAUUAGAUAUUUAGAAUAUUUCAUAACUUCUCAUUUUUAAUAUAGGUUAUGUAUAGAGCAUUUAAAUAUACCGUUAGUAUGAAUUUCAACUUUUACAUGUCUAUUGUGUAUAAUAAAACAUUACAAGGAAUAUUUUAAUUGGCUACAGAAGUACUUAUAUAUGACGGCAUUUAUAUGUUAAAUACUGCCAAAAUGUUUUUGACAUUUCUACAUACUUUAGUAUAUAUUAAGUGUUAUCAAUCAAAUAUGAUCAUUUUGUUACUGUAUUAAGGUUUUUAAACGGAUGUGGGCUAUUUGUUUUAAAUAUACAUGGAUGGCAAUAUAAAUAAAUCUGUUUAUAUUUUUUUAUAAUAACUAGUGAAGUAAUUCCUCAUCAGUUAAAUAAGGUAAGCAUUUGUAAGACUCGUUUAUUGAAAUGAACGGUUGUAUUAAUUUAGCUUUUUAAUGUUUUAUGUAAAAUGUAAAAAAUGGUAUAGAAGCAACAAAAGUUAAGUUUUGGGUUAAAUUAAACAGUUAUCGUUUCCAUAUUACCUCCUUAGUUGUUAUUGGUAAGUACGUUUGAUAUGUUCUCUUUUUGAAUAUAAUAGCACUGGCUGCAAUUUUUUUUGUAGAUUAAAAAAUAAUUAUAUUAAUUUGUUUAUUUGUGUUCAGAGUGUAUUUCGCAAAAUAUGAUUUGAUAUUUAAGUCUCAUUUACAUCAUUUGAAAGCUACAAAUCAAAGUUGUCAUAAACCUUAUGCACAAAUUUUUCAACUCAAAUCAAUACCUUAUGAAAAAUAAAAUAAAAUAAAAAAAUAUUAAUAAUGAGGAAUAAUAACAGAAUACUUAAAACAGUCGUCCAUUAUUUUAGUUUUAUUUUUAGAUCCAUGUAACAUUAAAGAAUAAGAAAAAAAAAACAUUAAAAAACUUAUGACAUAUCAUUGAAAAAAGGUUAUAUUAUUUUAAAUGACUUUUACAUGCGGUAUACUCUAAGUAUUUCUUUUAAAAUUUAAUGUUCUUUAAAAAUGACAAAGCGCUGUUAUUUUAUAUUUUUGUUAUAUAAUCUGUAUUCUGUGGUAUGUAAGUAUGUAAGUAGACAAUUUUGUUAUCUGUUAGAUAUGCAUGCUAUGUCGCGGUAUGUAGACUAAUAAAGAUGUAUUUUAAAGA
Molecule: messenger RNA, 3295 nt
Organism: Danaus plexippus (monarch butterfly)
Lineage: Eukaryota; Metazoa; Arthropoda; Insecta; Lepidoptera; Nymphalidae
Product: serine/threonine-protein kinase 40-like
Exons: 8
Coding region: 137-1978 (613 amino acids)
Biological process (GO): protein phosphorylation
Molecular function (GO): protein kinase activity; ATP binding
Source: RefSeq, a predicted model, not a curated record